AUGACUAAGGCGUCCGGUUGCGCGGGUGAGACUGCGAAGUGGUUCACGGUCGUUGGGGCUGCUGCAGGCGGCAUUGGUAUGCUCACUAAGAUGCUGCUGGGCACCGACCAUGUCGGGAAUCACGUCUACCAGCUUGCCCUCCUCUUCUGGAUGGUCAUCACUCUCAUCUCUGAUUUCGGGACGGGCUUUGGGGACUCCUUCAUCGAGAACUCCUGGUCUGGCUUUAUCGCCCACCACCUUUUCCGCGGUGCCAUGAUGCUUUGGUGGGGCCUGGCGCAGCCUUGGUAUGAGAAUUGGUCCUCCAGUAUGCCAGUAGAAACCUGGUUCACUCACGUCGCUUUUGUUGUACUUGUAGUGUGUGCUAUCUGCGUCAUCAUAAUCGGCUCGCUGGCCAUGUGCGGAGUUUGCUAA
Molecule: messenger RNA, 411 nt
Organism: Giardia duodenalis
Lineage: Eukaryota; Fornicata; Diplomonadida; Hexamitidae
Exons: 1
Coding region: 1-411 (136 amino acids)
Source: RefSeq, a predicted model, not a curated record